Molecule: messenger RNA, 483 nt
Organism: Perca flavescens (yellow perch)
Lineage: Eukaryota; Metazoa; Chordata; Actinopteri; Perciformes; Percidae
Gene: ompb
Product: olfactory marker protein b
Exons: 1
Coding region: 1-483 (160 amino acids)
Biological process (GO): signal transduction; sensory perception of smell
Source: RefSeq, a predicted model, not a curated record
AUGUCUACAGAGUUGGAGCUGCCCUUCCGGCUGGACACGCAACUAACAGAGGUGAUGCGCCUGCGGGUUCAGUCUCUGCAGCAGCGAGGCCAGAAGAGGCAGGACGGUGAACGCCUGCUGCUGCCCAACGAGGCCGUGUACCGACUGGACUUCUCCAAACAGUCCCUCCGAUUCUCGCGGUGGAUGGUGCAGCUGGCCCAGACGGGACGCCUCGCCGUCACGGCCACCUCACAGCUCUGGACGCCCGACCUCACCAACCUGAUGACACGCCAGCUGCUGGAGCCCGUCGGGGUUUUCUGGAGGGCGGCAGGCGACGCCAGUGACGCGCCCAUCCAGUGCUACGAGGCUGACGCACACGAGUUUGGUGAGAGGAUCGCAGAGUUGGCCAAGGUAAGGAAGGUGAUGUACUUCCUAUUCGCAUUUGCAGACGGCUGCAGCCCUGAGACUGUCGACUGCUCCAUCGCCUUCACAGUGGACAGCUGA